Messenger RNA from Hypanus sabinus (Atlantic stingray), 3490 nucleotides. It is a transcript of the gene taf6l, whose product is annotated as TAF6-like RNA polymerase II, p300/CBP-associated factor (PCAF)-associated factor. Bases 819 to 2708 code for a protein of 629 amino acids. Gene Ontology annotation, cellular component: SLIK (SAGA-like) complex; transcription factor TFIID complex; SAGA complex. Gene Ontology annotation, molecular function: protein heterodimerization activity; RNA polymerase II general transcription initiation factor activity; transcription coactivator activity. Gene Ontology annotation, biological process: RNA polymerase II preinitiation complex assembly; transcription initiation at RNA polymerase II promoter. The transcript is spliced from 10 exons. NCBI's taxonomy places the organism in Eukaryota, Metazoa, Chordata, Chondrichthyes, Myliobatiformes, Dasyatidae. The record is from RefSeq and is a predicted model, not a curated record.
CAGUUGACUUUCCCCGCUGAGGGAAAGCGGGAUGUUGGUUAAGAACUGGUUAAGGGGUGAUUACUAGUAGUUAGUACGGAGGAGGGAGGGGUGAGUGGUAGGCAGUGUUAGGAGAGGUAUUGCUAGUUAGUGAGAGCUGGUUAAGGUUAUUGCUAGUAGGAGGUAGUAAAAAGCUUUGUUAUAACUAGUUAGGGAAAGGGAUUGUUAAACCAAAUUCUUGUCGUUAGCAGCUGGUGGAGGAUUGGUUGUUACUAGUUAAAUGAAGGAUUGUGAUUAGCCAGUUACAAUCUUUGCGGGGGGGGGGGUAAACUAUUCAGGGUUUACUGACCUGUGUUGGUGGAAGUUGGUUAGUCAGAGCGUGGUUAUUAUUAGUUAAUGGGAGUGGAUUGGUAACCAGGCAGCAUGGGGCCUGGCUAUCAUUAAUCAGUGGGGGCAGAAACCAGACACGGUCAGGAGUCUGCGUGAUAGUGGCAGCAGGUUGCAGAUGGGUUAACCAGCAGUUGAACCAGGUUGUGAAUGGGUUUUGAGUUAAGCUUAGUUAUCUAGUAGUUGAUCCUGGUUGUGAGUGGGUUAAUCUGUAAUUUGAGCCCUGUUGUGUACAGAUUAAGUGGUCGUUAAGCUGUUUUAUGGACAGGUUAAAUGGUGGUUGAGCCUGGGUACAGGUGGGUUUAAGUGGUAGUUGAGCUGGUUAAAUGGUAGUUAUGUCUAUCAAUGAGUGAGUUAAGUGGUAGAUAAGUCUGUUAAUGAGUGAGUUAAGUGAUAGUUGAGCUGGUUCACAGAUUGGUUAAGCGGUAGUUGAACCGGGUUACUAGGGCAGGAUGUCGGAGCGGGAGGAGCGCCGGUUUGCCGAGGUGCCCCGCGAGUCGGUGAAGCUGAUGGCGGAGAGCGCGGGGCUGGAGCUCGGCGACGAGGUGGCGGCCCUGCUGUCCGAGGACGUCUGCUACCGGCUGCGUGAGGUGGCGCAGAACAGCGCCCAGUUCAUGAAACACGCCCGGCGCAGGAAACUCACCACCGAGGACUUCAACCGCGCCUUGCGCUGGGCCAAUGUCGAGCCGGUGUGCGGAUACGGGGCGGCCGACGGGCUGCCGUUCCGCGGGCUGCGAGACGGUGAGCUGCUCGUGCCCGAGGACCGAGAGGUGAACCUGCUGGAGCUGGCCCUCGCCACCAACAUCCUGAAGGGCUGUGCUGAGACCACCAUCCGCGUUCAGAUCUCGUACUUGGACAGUAAAGGCAACGAGGAGGCUCAGGGAGUGGUGCCGACGGCCGUCUCCUCCCUCUCGGAUGACCUGACGAAAUACUACCAGCAAGUCACCAGGGCCGUGCUGGGCGACGACCACCGCCUCAUGAGGGUGGCUCUUCAGGACCUGCAGUCGAAUUCGAAGAUUGCUGCUCUACUGCCCUACUUUGUGUACGUGGUCAGUGGGGUGAAGUCGGUGAGCCACGACCUGGAGCAGCUGAACCGGCUCCUGCACAUCGUGAAGAGCCUGAUCUGCAACCCGUACCUGUACUUGGGCUCGUACCUGCGCAGCCUGGUCUCCAGCAUUAUGUACUGCAUCCUGGAGCCGCUCGCCGCCUCCAUCAACCCCCUCAACGACCACUGGACCCUCCGAGACUACGCUGCCCUGCUGCUGAGGCAGAUCUUCUGGUGGCACGGUGACUUAGUCGGGGGGCUCUACAACCAGAUCCUCCUGACCCUGCAGAAGGUGCUCAUUGACCCAGUACGACCGCUCUGCUCGCACUACGGGGCACUGGUGGGGCUGAACGCCCUCGGCUGGAAGGCAGUAGAGAGGGUCCUUUACCCCCAGCUCUCUACCUACUGGCCAAACCUCCAGGCAGUGCUGGACGACAACUCGGUCUCGAAUGCUCAGGUGAAAGCUGACGGACAUAAGGUGUACGGGGCAAUGCUGGUUGCCGUGGAGAAGCUUCUGAGAGCUAAGGCCUGGCUGUACCCCGGCCCGGACUCCGGCCCCGACACCACCUCCCCGGCCGGGAGCCCGCCCCGUGACCCUCCCGUCGACUUCGGCUUCGGCCUGGCCAGUCACCUGCUGCAGGCGGUCCCCGGCCCCUCAUCCCCUCCGCCGCGGCCCCCUCCGCCCCCCUCCUCGCUGCCUUGCCUCUACCGGCACCUUUAUUCCUUCUUUGGCGACAGCCUGUCGCUCCGCUUUGGCACCGGGCCGGGCCUGGGGCCCCCGUCCUCCUCGGCCGUCCCUCCGCCCUCCCUCUCCCCGACUCCCUCCAUGGCACGGGACGGGGAGGCUCCGAGGGCCCAGCCCCCGCCAGAGGGGGCUGAGGCGCCCCGCAAGAUGCCGCAGCUGACCCUCAGUCUGACCCUCAGCCCCAGGCCGGAGGGGAGUCCCUCCGCCGACCCCUCGGGACCCCGGCCGCCCCCUCACCGGCCAGGCCUGGCCGCCAAGCCGCUGUCGGCCCGCCAGGCCCCGCACGAGCGGGACCCGGCCCAGGCGCGGGGCGGAGGGGCGGCAUUCCAGCGCAGCCGGCUCUCCCUCUGCCGGGGCCACCCCACCUUCCUCAUCGCCGGCCGGCAGGUGGGGCUCCGGGUGCGAGGACGGGUCUUCCAGACCACCUUCCCCCUGUACCGGGGCCCCAGCCUGGCCUCCAGGUACGGCCAGAGGCUGCCCAUGAUCGGCCGAGCCAACCGGGCCGCCAGACGCUGGCCGCGCACCGACUACUCGCUGCGCAUGCUGCUGUGAGUUGGCGGCUGUGGAGGGGGAAGGCGAGGGGAGAGUGACCCUCGCUACCCCCUCCCACCCUGUCUCCCCUUCAACCUGCUCCCGUGAUUCCCUCCCUUCCCCUCUCCUCUCCCCUCCCCUCCCUCUCCCCCUCCCCCUCUCCCCUCCCCCUCUCCCCUCCCCUCUCCCCACUCCCUACCCCUCUUCCCCACUCACUUUUCCCCACUCCCUUCCCUCUCACCUCACUCCUUUCACUCUUCACCUUAUCCCCCCCUCCCUGCUCCACAGUAGGAUUCCCCAUUUCCAAACCACCGCCCCUCUCUCUCACUGCCCCCCCCGCUGCCCUCCUGCCACAACCCUUGCACCCCUGCUCUGCCCCACUCCCUGUUGAGCAGGGAGGCAGACCAGCGUCCUCCCCCCCUCCACGAAUACCAGCCCGAGAUUUCGGUUCCACCCCACCCCUCACCUCCGGCCCAGGCUGUGUCCUUCCUCAGAGGCGGCAGAAACCUCGGACGCUGGGGCAAGAUGUCGGGCGAGCUCGGGAAGUGGACGGUCGACGGUUCGGGCCAGGAGUCUCCAAGCAGUCCGGUUGACUGUCCGUCUCCUUCCUGACCCACUGAGUUCCAAUCUGCUCCGUCGCCAGCGACUCUAUGAAGUUCCUGUCAGUCGCAACCCGGGGUAAAAAAUUACCCCCCAGCGUCGGGCACUGCCGAGAGUUACUUUUCUAUGUCACAUUUUGAGAUUUCCAUGUAUAUUUGGGAAUGUUUGAUACAAAGUUUGGAAUUAAAAGGAAUGAAUCCAUA